AUGCGCUUCCUCACCCUUGUUCGAGCGGCAGCCGUGCUUGCUUUUAGCAGUCCGGUGCUGAGCGCUCCCCAUCCGAAUGGCGCCGAUGUGAAGCCCCAAAGGAAGUCGGGACCAUGCAUUGAAGAAUAUGAGCAGAGGGCGAUAAGCACAGGAUUCAGAACCUGGUGGCCCCUUGAGAAAAAGAAUCCUUGUCUAAGAAAGAGGUGCGCCCAAGGUGGUAUUUUGGACAACAAUGAUCCCCCACCUGCCACCGGGGUCCACGGACACGCUGCCAGAGGAUUGAAAUCAAGAGAGACUCAAACGGAGUCGAUUCGACAGAGUCGCGGCAACCGGGGGGCAGGUUGCCAGAGACUCAAGCAGAAGCUGAACGAAAAGGGCGGGAGGGCGUACCAUAAGUUCAAGAACCUAGUGGGCUUCGGCGGCACGGUCAGUGGGCAAGGCGGGAGUGCAGAUCCCCAUCGUCCGGCCAAUUUGGCACCGAUCCGGGUACCUAGCCACGAGGCCUUCUCACAAGACCUUCCGGAUUUUUUGAAGAGCCCUAUGGCCGCUGAUCGAUUAAAAAAAGACCGCGGUUAUGCCAAAAACUACCAACGCUACCAACGCCACAACUACAGCCCCGGCGGCGGCGGCGGCGGCAAUGAAUAA
Molecule: messenger RNA, 645 nt
Organism: Pyricularia pennisetigena
Lineage: Eukaryota; Fungi; Ascomycota; Sordariomycetes; Magnaporthales; Pyriculariaceae
Exons: 1
Coding region: 1-645 (214 amino acids)
Source: RefSeq, a predicted model, not a curated record